CCUUGCGGGACACCGUCGCUCGCGCGCCGGCUGCGGGGUCUGGCGGCAGCUGGUCUCCGCGACAUGGCCGGCUCGGAGGCUGAGUGGGUAACCAUUGCCAAUAACCUUCUUUGUAAAUGCCACAUACAUCUGAGGAUACGUGAACUUGAAGACUGUGAUGCUCAUGUCUUUAUUGCUCUUUAUCAAUCCAUUUUGGGAGAAAAAGUACCAGACCUCAUCGCUGUUCCCAAGAGUCAAGAAGAUGAAGCCCACAAUGUACAAGCAGUGAUUGAUUCAUUGGCUUUGGAUUACCUGCAGGUCAGCUUGUCUCACAUAACAGGAGAAAAUAUAGUGAAAGGAGAUAAAGAGUCUAUCAAGAAUCUCCUAGAAAUAUUGGAUGGGCUGCUGGAAUAUCUCACAGAACACAUCAGUGAAGCGUCUUACGAGAAGAGUGAAGCUGAACGGUAUUUUAAAGACUCCCAUGGAGGAGAGCCUCUGGAGCAGGUGGAAGGUGCUAAGGAGCCCAGAUCAGCAUGGAAAAGAGUUUCUUUUGAGAGGUGCUCUUUCUCAUCUGAGGCUUUGGGCCCCUCUUGGGAUGAAGAUGAAACAGAAUCUUCUGGUGAAAUAAUUCGACUUGGAGACACAGCACACACCUUUUCUCUAAGAAGUAACAGUGCCCAGAGCCCUAUUGAUACACAGUCUAAAAAAACCUUAGCCUCACCAAGUUCUAAGCCGUGUGAGGACGUGUUGGGCACUCCCUCCUCUGCUUUCCUGUCCAAGAACGCAGCGUCCUGUGUUGAAGACAUGAAAACCCCUUCUAUGAGCGUGGUUCCAAGUGCUAGAAGGCUAGGGGAGCCCAUCCGAGCCGCUAUUCCUUUACACCCUCCCUACCACCCUUCAGAGCCUCGAGCACCCUGCCCCAUGGGGAGAGAGUACCUCUACUCAAGUCGCUUCGCCCCUGCCGUGAAUUCCGCUGCAGCACACGCAGCAUUUCCUGUGGAACCAGAUGAUACAAUUAUCUUAACUUCCACGGUGCCUAAAGAAAGUGACCAAAAAAUAUGUCCAGCUCAAGUCCUCAGCCCUAGGACAAGGAAGCUUCCAAAAGGAAAAAGAGAUGAAAGCAGAGCUGCAGCCGCCUCAUGGGAUUCACCUCUCUCCCAGAUGCCGAGAAAGAGCCUAACAGAGCAAGAGCUACACACAGUGUCAGCGAAACUGUCUCAACGGCUGUUGGAACUAGACUGGAUGUUAAAAAGUGCCCUGGGACAUCAAAUUAAAGAGAAGCUAGAGCAUAAAGAAGAUGCUGGAAAGAAAGAGGACAGCGGCGAUGAGGAGACACUCUCCCAGCACAGUGACAGCAUCAUGGAGCGCGGGCCAAAGAAGCUAAGGCCAGGACUCGCUGAGCCCAGAAAGCUGCACUUCAGAUCCCACUCGCUGUCUCCGUCUCCAGUUAGCAAACACGAGCAGUUCCCGGUGGAGAGGAAAAGGCAGCGCAAGCAGAAAGAGAGAGGCGCCCGCCAGCUCCAGGCCACGGCAUUAACUGAAGCAUUCGAAAGGGAACUAAGAAGAAACAAAGUUCAAGAGAACGUUGGCCCUCACAGGAUAAAUGAGGAGGGGCAAACAGAAAAAGUGCACAGAGAGGCUGUUCAUAAAGGAACUCCAAAACACACUCAGGCCUGGAAGGUCUCCUUCAGAAAAGCCACAACUCAGAGUGCGAGCGGCCUUCGGAAGCCAAGUAAAGCAGCUCCAAUGAAAGUGAAUGAACACAGUCUCCUGCCCCUGAUGCUGGAGCAGUUUCCAUUUCUCUCUGUCUCUGGCCCAACACUAAGCAAAAUGUGGAAGCAGCAAAUCGCACAGGUUGAACAGCUCAGAAAAGAUGCGUGCGGAGAAAAUCGAUCCAAGAAGAAGCUCCAGGAUGAAAUAGAAGAAGCUCUGAGAAGGCAUGACCUCCUGACUGCCCUUGUCAAGAAAGAAUACGAACACAGCAAGAGACUGCAAGACUUCAGGGACCGCAUUCGUAGACAGAGGUUGACCCAAUCAAAGAUAAAAGAAAACCGUCAGCAAAUUGUUCGUGCCCGAAAAUAUUACGAUGAUUACAGAGUUCAGCUGCGUGCAAAAAUGCUGAGAAUGAGGACCCGGGAAGAAAUGAUAUUUAAGAAACUGUUCGAAGAGGGCUUACAGAUUCAGAAGCAGAGAUUACGGGAUCUAAGAAGCUACGCCAGAGAAAAGCGAGAUGAAGAGAAGAGGCAGCACCAGCAGGAACUGGACGCGAUGGAGAACUACUACAAGGACCAGUUUUCAUUGCUGGCAGAAGCCAUAUCACAGGAACGUCAGGAACUCCAAGCCAGAGAGAAAGCCCAGGCCCAGACGCUGCACAGGGCGAAGAGAGAGCUGAGGUCGAAGGUGGAGCGGGAGAUCGAGCAGCUGCAGCACAUGAUCACACAGAACGACGACGACGCUUUCUUCCGGGAGCUGGAGGCGGAGCGCUUCCGAGCCCGGCUGCAGCUGGCUUCGUUUCAGUACAGUCACAGCCCCUUCCCGUGAGGCCCGGCCUGCCGGCGGGCUCCUGCACCGAGCUGGAACCGCGUCGGUAAACAGGCUAAGCCCGAGUGACUGUAAAUGCCUUACCUGUGUUUCAUUCCAGUACUUAGGAUUUUUAAAAUAAAAACUUUCCUUGAAGCGUA
Molecule: messenger RNA, 2660 nt
Organism: Chinchilla lanigera (long-tailed chinchilla)
Lineage: Eukaryota; Metazoa; Chordata; Mammalia; Rodentia; Chinchillidae
Gene: Cep95
Product: centrosomal protein 95kDa
Exons: 20
Coding region: 64-2520 (818 amino acids)
Cellular component (GO): centrosome; spindle pole
Source: RefSeq, a predicted model, not a curated record